AGGGGGUUCGCAUUGCAGUAGCGAGUCAACUUAUUGACAUCUACGCAUCUGAACGGUGCAUCGAUGUCAUGGAUUGUAACCAUCGACUUCGAUCAUGUUCGUUGUCUCGUCCGCGACUUUUCAUAAUUGCGAGCUUGGUGUUCGUUUUUCUUUUGUUUCAGUUCGUAACAAUUGACGAAUUGCAAAUAAUCCAUUUCAAACAUCGACAAGGAGGAAAGCGGCUAGAACCUGACCAAUUCGAUUCUACUUGUAGUCGUGCUGCAGAUCAGCGAGGUCCUCAUCAGAAAAUCAUCUCUUAUUCCAUUUACGGAAACUUCUGCAGGGCGGAGAUUGCGAAAAAAUAUUUAAAGCCUUUUAUACAGACGCUCACUAGAAUUCCUUCCGUCUAUCCAGGCUGGGUCGUACGUAUUUACCACAACGUGACAAAGGACGAUGGCGAAACCUGGAACAUGAUUAACAAUACUUUGAACCUUGGAAACCACAUUGAUUUCUGCAAUGCAACGGAGAUCAUUCGAAAUCGAAAGUUGGCCGACAUAUUUGCCAUGACAUGGCGUUGGUUACCUCUACUGGAUAACAUGGUGGAUACACUUAUGUCGAGGGAUUCGGACAGUUACAUAAUAACUCGUGAAGCGGACGCCGUACAGGCAUGGCUGGCUGGCGACCGUGCCUUUCAUAUCAUGAGAGACCACCCUUCGCAUUGCAGAUUUAUCGUUGGCACAGGCUGUUGGGGAGUGAAAGUAAGCCAGAACCGUUCCAGCAUCGUUCGUGCGGCAACGAGCAUGUUUACUCAGAAUCAUUUGCACGAGUACGACUACGACCAAAAGUUAUUGGAUAAACUAAUUUGGCCGAUAGCUUACAACAAUAUGAUAGCACACGACAGCUACUGUUGUGAACGACUGCCGUUAACUCAUCCGUACCCGACAAAGAGAAAAGAUGGCCUUUUCAUCGGAUGGAGAGCAGUUCCAAAGGAAGAACUCCAAUUUCCGUGUCCCCCGAAAUGCCGCCCUGCAAAUACAUCUGAUUGGAGUUUUUGUUGAAUAAACAUGUGCUCAUCACACGUUAUUUACGCUGUCGUUGUUAUAGUUGUUAAAAAUGCUUAAGACCAAAUUUAAAUUGCAAUUUGCAUAUCAUUUUUUUUUAACUCAACGAGUCGUUUGCAGAAAUAUAUUACAUCAAUCAAU
Daphnia magna is the source of this 1181-nucleotide messenger RNA. RefSeq lists its product as uncharacterized. The transcript has 5 exons. NCBI's taxonomy places the organism in Eukaryota, Metazoa, Arthropoda, Branchiopoda, Diplostraca, Daphniidae. Bases 69 to 1037 code for a protein of 322 amino acids. The record is from RefSeq and is a predicted model, not a curated record.